AUGCAUUCUGAGAAGGGCAGUGACUCAAGCUACACAAUGACGGCGGCUGUGCCUGACCACGAUGCCAUUCAUCCUUCUACUGACUGUCCAGAGACGGUGCUAUCCAAGAAUGACACAGCCGAUAACAAGCUAGCCGACCCCGAACAGACUCAAUCACCCAUAGAGGUUGACGGUGGUUAUGGCUGGAUCUGUGUACUGUACGUCUUUCUGGUCAAUGCUCAUACAUGGGGAAUCAACAGUGCCUAUGGUGUCUUUCUGGCCCACUAUCUGGACACAAAUACAUUCCCAGGAGCAUCAGACCUCGACUAUGACUUUGUCGAAGGCUUCUCCCUCAGUAUGGCUCAAUUCAUCGCGCCAGUCGCAACAAUCACGACCCGAAUGUGGGGUACAAGAGUUACCUUGAUGAUUGGGAUCACAUUGCAGACUGCGGCAUUGUUGGGAGCUCAGGCUCUGUGCUUUGGAUUUGGCAUGAGCAUGCAAUUCAGUGCUACUGUUGGCAUCAUUCCUCAGUGGUUCACCCGCCGUCGGUCCCUUGCAAACGGUAUUGCAACGGCUGGAUCGGGAUUCGGAGGCCUUAUCUAUUCAUUGGCUACAAGUGCCAUGAUUCAGAGAUGGGGCUUUGGCUGGGCUUUCCGCAUCCUGGCGAUCGUCUCCGCUGCUGCGUGCGGCUUCUCUGCUAUCAUUGUAAGGGAUCGAAACAAGGCCAUUGGAGCUGUUCAAUUCGCCUUCCAUACAGAGCUUUUAAGAAGACUAGAAUUCCUGCUCACUUUGGCCUGGGGUUGCUUUAGCGUGUUGGGCUACGUGGCCCUUCUGUUCUCCAUUCCCGACUAUGCAACCACCGUAGCCCUGACCGCAUCUCAAGGCUCAAUUGUUGGUGCCAUGUUCAAUCUUGGAGGAGGCCUUGGGCGACCUGUUAUAGGGUACGUCAGCGAUAGCUUUGGACGGCUGAACACUGCCCUCGCUUGUACCUUCUUGGCUGGCCUGUUUUCUCUCGUCAUCUGGGUCUUUGCCAGAAAUUUCGGUGUCCUUAUCUUCUAUGCGUUAAUGAGCGGUCCUUUUGCUGCGACCUUCACGACCACUGAAGCUCCAGUUGGCGCGGAGGUUGUGGGUUUACAACUCUUACCAUCUGCGUUGUCGAUCUUCUGGCUUUCAGUCGUCAUCCCGAGCACAUUUGCUGAACCGAUCGCUCUUUGGCUACGCACCGACAAUGGAACUAACUUCCUGCAUGCCCAGAUAUUUGUCGGCUUCAUGUUCAUGGCAGCAUGUAUUUGCCUUGGGCUUGUAAGAUUAUGGAAGGUAUCAGAGCUAGAAAGCGCUGAUGCUGACGGCGAUCCUCCGAGGCAGGAAACCCAGAUCAGAGACGAUGAUGCUGUGCCACGAGAGUCCGUCGUGGGAACGGCGAGCAGCGUGCCUAGUAUCACAAGUAAAGUGAAGACUGUGAAGGGAUCAUUCACGAUGGCGAGGGUUUGAAUGAUGUAGACUAAGAUGUCU
This is a messenger RNA of Aspergillus eucalypticola CBS 122712, 1491 nucleotides long. Its product is annotated as MFS general substrate transporter. Gene Ontology annotation, biological process: transmembrane transport. Gene Ontology annotation, molecular function: transmembrane transporter activity. The record is from RefSeq and is a predicted model, not a curated record. Lineage: Eukaryota; Fungi; Ascomycota; Eurotiomycetes; Eurotiales; Aspergillaceae. The transcript has 3 exons. The coding region runs from base 1 to 1470 and encodes 489 amino acids.